AUGGCAUUUCAUGCUGGGAUACAUAUGAGACCGGAAGCAGGGUUGGAAAAUAAUCCGGUGGAUCUGACGACAGGACCGACGAACUACAUUGCUGAAGAUUCAUCGUUGCCGAAGCACAUGUUCUCGCCGAGCUUGAAACCGAGACGAACAUUCCGGGAAAGGGCAAAGCUUAUAAAGAAUUUGCAACUCCCAAUGCGACAUCUGCCCGAGUUCAAAAGGAAAGACAAUAUGAGCAAACAUGUGCUGUUCCAGGCCGACCCUUCUUCCGACGCCACGCAUCCUGAAAAGCCGGUUGUCAGUCAGAUCACCGCAGGGUUACGGUCAGAGUCCGCAGGCGAUUCGAGGGUUGUCUUGCCGGUCCGCCUGAAGGAGGAUUCCGGUUCAAUGGCACCAAAUCCAGAGCCAUCCCGCAAUCUCGAAUUGCCAGACCUCAAAGGGAUGCAAAGCGAUGAAGGGGCCGACGGAGACAUGCAGGAAGAUACGAGAGAAGAAUUAGUUCCGCAAGAUGUCGAUACACCCACGACCGGGAACGGGUCACCGUCCGGAGGGCUUUCUCCGUUGAUUAUGACCCCUGGCCCCGAUGAGCCGGAGGACAUGGAGACGUCCCAGAGUCCCAUCUUAGACUCGGGGCUCAUCCAAGACGUCUGUGAACAAAUUCUCAGGCAAGCAUUUGACACAGAGUACGAUGACAUUGCGCAUACCGAUGCGGCGGUCGACGCGUACAACACCGUCAGCUACUGUCUGGAUGAGCUGUCGAGGAUUCUUCCGGAUGACAGUCUGUUCAACUCCGCCAUUUGCAUCCAAGAUCUGCCUCGCGGAGCGGGUCACCUUGCGCCGGCCCGGCAAGAAGGAAGCGGCUCAAAUUCUGGAAUGGGCCGCUGUGGCGGAGCGAACAAUGGGUCACAGAAGAGGCCGAACGACGACGGUAAUGGGUACCCCAGCCGGAGACCUGAAGACGGCUUUAGUUCCGGAGAUCGAGGCUUUGGUGGGGGCAAUAAUGAUGGCGGAAAUAAGAGAGCGAGAAUGACGACCGAGUCGGAGGGACAAGGAUUGAGCUGUCCCUUCCGCAAGAGAAACCCCUUGAAAUUCAAUAUCCGCGACCAUCAACAAUGUGCUGUCCGGCCCUUCGACGAUAUGACUCAUCUGAAGCGCCAUAUCAAGGACCUCCAUAAACAGAAGACGGGCUCUGUCUACCACUGCCCUAGAUGUAAAGAGGAAAUGCAGUCUCGUGAAGCAUUGGAUGCGCACAUUGCAGUGCCUAAUGACAGAAUCUGCAGCCCACAGGAAGGAUCCGCGAGCGGCAAUCCGGAGGAUGGUAUCACCGGUCGAGUUGAAUACUGGCUUAAUAACCGGAAGGCAAAUGCCAAGAUUGACAACUGGGAAAGUCUCUGGCGCAUAUUGUUCCCUUCAGACGAUGUCGUACCAGAACCUGAUUUUGUGGCCCCAGUCGAGCGGGAAGAGUUCUACGGAGAUUUGAAGAACGCUCGCCCACAGCUCAUAGAAAUCCUGACCUUGAACGGAGAACUGAGUCUUUCGGAAAGCCAACGGUCCGAUCGACAACACAUGGAGCAACUUGCUGACAUUUUCUACGGCCAUGUUGGCCAAGUCUUCCAAAACUCCCGCCGCCAGCCGAUGAACCUGGUCCGCCGCUGGAAGAGUGGUAAACGUAACCCGAAGGCCGAGAAUCCGAAUCCGGCAAGCCUAAUAAGCCCGGCAAUGCAGAGACAGGGCCGAGGACAGGAUCAACUUACGGUUCCCAGGCCGAUUGUCAAGAAACAGGCCACCACCGGCGACGGCUAUGGAGGCAGCCUAGCUUCUUCUCUCGAAACUAUCAACAGCGCUAAGUCAUGGGCGAAUGUAGGUCAGGCGGAGCUGAUGGCGACGAGGGCGACGAGGGCGACGAGGGCGGCUCCCGGCUUGACUGGUUCGGGGAACGUGCAGUCGGGCCAGGUACAGUUCGCGCAGACGGGUGCCGGUGUGAUCGCAUCGCCCUUGGGUCUUCGCCAGGAUCGACAGCCUGAUUUUUUCGCAACUCGGAGUCCAGUCAAUCCGAGAACACCCGUCAGCCUUCAAGCCGGUUUUGACGUUUAUGGAAAUGGGGUCGGCAACUCGAACCAGCCAGCUCAAGUCACCGCGUUUCACCAUGGUCGACAGGAUCUGGUAGAUCCAGGGAUCGAGAUGGUGAAUCAUUGUCCUCCGGCCCAGGGCAUGAACGGAUUGAACAAUAUCCAUCGAGUCAACAUCGGGGGAGUGUUCGGAUCGUCGCCACAGCCGCAGCAUUCGGCUUAUCAACAACAGCCCGGACACAUGGCGCUGGCCAACCCCGACGAUGCUCAAAUGCCCAUGAGAGAGAUGUAUGCUUCCAAUUUCGACUGGGGCUUGAAUAGUAGCGGAGUGGAUCUGUUACAGCAACAGUAUCAAGGGGGUCAUUCGACUUUCUGA
Molecule: messenger RNA, 2442 nt
Organism: Sordaria macrospora k-hell
Lineage: Eukaryota; Fungi; Ascomycota; Sordariomycetes; Sordariales; Sordariaceae
Source: RefSeq, a predicted model, not a curated record